This is a messenger RNA of Colletotrichum siamense, 2199 nucleotides long. RefSeq names its product Subtilisin-like protease 1 (gene SP1). The record is from RefSeq and is a predicted model, not a curated record. The coding region runs from base 1 to 2199 and encodes 732 amino acids. Gene Ontology annotation, molecular function: serine-type endopeptidase activity. Gene Ontology annotation, biological process: proteolysis. The transcript is spliced from 2 exons. Lineage: Eukaryota; Fungi; Ascomycota; Sordariomycetes; Glomerellales; Glomerellaceae.
AUGUAUUCAAUUCAGGCAGUCACUCUUUUCUUCACCCUUGUUUCAGUGUGCAACUCCCAACAGUCGGGACCUGUGAGGUCUCCGUUCCCUUCAAUUUCUGGUUUCCGUAACACAACCAGUGUCCCUGUAUCGACGUUCAUCUCUAUCACCCCAACACCAGUGUCCUCAUCAGUCGCCGCAACAUCUUCAGCCCCGGCAACCGUGACCGUAAGCAAUGGCGAGACUGUCGCCGUUGCAGCCGGCGUCGUCGUUGUCGGUGCUGGCAUAGGCGGCUUUUUCACUGUCAACGGUGUUACGACGCCUAUCGCAGGAGGCGCAUCUGUGGUCGCCGGAUCAUCAGCUACGAACCCGGGUGACCCGAGCAAUCCGGAUGAUCCAGACAAACCAAAGUCUAACGACGGCGACAUUGCGACGAACUCGGGGCCAGCAUCUGUGCCAGCCUCGUCCGCACCGCCGGUUAGCGCGACCAGUUCAGAUAUCCCCUUUUCGAGCACAUCGUCGUCCGCAGUCCCAACAGGCACAGGUGUAGACUACAUGAUCUUUGCCAAGGAAAACACCGUCAAAGCGGACGCCGAUGGCUUCGGCAACACCCUGGCAGGCCUGGUUGGUGCAGAUAACAUAGACAACAUUGUGAAUGAUGCCGGCGUUCCCUAUGCUUGGCGUGCAAACCUCAACCCCGAUCAACUUGAGAAGGUCAAGAACGACCGCGUAAUCGCCGGGACGGAUAUCAAUGACCCUCUGACACGCGAUGAUGAUCCGCCGGCUGGAGCCCAACCGUCGGCCACUCAGCAGAAGCGAGCCGAAGUCACGCAGACACCGAUCGCCAAGAACGACAUCUUUGACCUCCGUGUGCUUUCGACGCCGCCGAGGGAGAAGGAAGCACUUCCCAACUAUCGAUAUGACGACUUCGCCGGCCAGGGUAUUACCAUCUAUGUGGUUGAUACCGGCCCGUUCGACUUGCAGCAUGAAGAGUUCAGGGCGCCCAGCCCCGACAUCACCCGCCGAGAGUUGAAUGUUGCCAGGAACAAGAAGUUCACGCUGGAAGAUACUCAGCACGGGACGUGUGUCGCUUCCAAGACUGUCGGCGGAACGACCGGAGCUGCCAAGCGCGCGAGUCUAGUCGGAGUGCGUAUUGACUUCACCGAGUUCGGUCUACUUCGCGGUCUCCAGUCCGCCGCCAAUGAGAUCAAGCAAAAGGGCCUGAAAGGUAAGGCCGUCGUCACAACGUCCAUUCUCAUGAGGGCACCCGACGCCAUCUAUACGACCUCAUUCCGCAGCGUCAUGAGGUCCUUCGUCGCCUUGGACGUUCCUAUUGUCGCGGCAGCCGGAAACAAGUUCUUGGACGGCCUGACCGAGCCCGACAAGUUGCCGGCAACGAUGGCGAAGGAUUUCCCCGUCAUCGUGGUAGGCAACGCAGGGAGGGAUUUCAAAAUAGCCCCGAAAAGCCAGCGAGGUAAUCUCGUGACGACGUAUGCCAUCGGUGCCGACAUCAAGUGCGCGGAUCCUCUCGACCUGACUGGUCUCGCGACAGAUUCAGGUACUUCGUUCGCCGCACCCCAAGUUGCUGGUAUGGUGGCAUACUGGAUGUCACACCCAGAGUUUGCUGGCGACUUGACGCCAGGCAAGGUGGCCGAGACGCUCCGCAACAUGACGGGUGCCCUUUCGUACCCCCGCGUUGCCGAGACAGGAUACCCUCCCAUCGCCUGGAACGGGCACGACCUGGCCGAAUCGUGUUCCAUCCCGAACAGCGGAACCGGAAGGAGAGCAAAGCGCGCUAUGAGGCGUGACCUCGGCCAGGCGUGUUCGUAUGCGCCCACCUCGGUGGCUUCAGCCGCCCCGACAGCCUCAGCCCCGGCCGGCAACGCCCCGCCGUCGGGGAGCGACGUGCCUACGGCGACGACAACCUCGGUCACGGAGACGGCGACCGCUGGACCGACGACGUGUAACUUGUGCGGCGCCAUGCUCGACAGUGGCAAUGCAGGCAAUUUGGGAGGACAGGUCGGCUGCAACGGCGCUGAGUAUGCCCGGAGCUCGUGCGAAGCUAACGCCGACUGCAAAUCUUGGGCUUACGGCAAUGAAGACCGGGGGACAUACACCAUUCCUGUCUGCCUUCUGUUCACGGAAUCGGCUACGCAAAUCGUCAGCCAAGCUCCGGCAGAUCCCGAGGGCAAAUGCCCUUUCAGAUACCACGAUACAUAA